Molecule: messenger RNA, 2479 nt
Organism: Penaeus vannamei (Pacific white shrimp)
Lineage: Eukaryota; Metazoa; Arthropoda; Malacostraca; Decapoda; Penaeidae
Gene: l(2)34Fd
Product: lethal (2) 34Fd
Biological process (GO): maturation of SSU-rRNA from tricistronic rRNA transcript (SSU-rRNA, 5.8S rRNA, LSU-rRNA)
Cellular component (GO): nucleus; 90S preribosome; nucleolus
Molecular function (GO): protein binding
Source: RefSeq, a predicted model, not a curated record
CACAAUCGAGCUAAAUUUCCUCUUUGCCAAUGAGAACUGAGCUUUUCCUUCAACCAAAACAUUCGCGGAGAAAACGAAUGCCCCUGAGGUUCAACACAUGGGUGAGGAAGCCCUUGUUUAAGAAAUCUCCAUAACCUUUUGCAAUAUAGAAAUUUAGUGAAAUUAUUGAAGAUGAAGGCCCUCGAGGGACGGAAUAACGUGAAGGUCUACAAUUUAAGUGCAGGAAAAUCCCUGCCAGAUUGGUUAACAGAAAGAAAAAGAAGACAGUUAUCAAAACGGGAUGUUGAGUUCCGGCAGAAGAUUGAGUUGAUUCAGGAUUUUGACAUGCCAGAUUUGAGUGGCUGUGUGCGCAUGUCACCUGAUGGUCGAUAUAUUUUAGCAACAGGAACAUAUAAGCCAAGAGUGAAAUGCUAUGAAGUGGCCUCCCUCUCACAGAAGUUUGAGAGAUGUGUAGAUUAUGAAGUUAUUCAGUUCGAGAUCCUCUCUGAGGAUUAUAGCAAGUUGGUUUUCUUGCAAGAGGAAAGAUAUGUUGAAUUUCACAGUCAAGGUGGGAGAUGGUUCCGCACUCGCAUCCCAAAAUUUGGACGUGACUUAGCGUAUCAUUAUCCAUCAUGUGAUCUUUACCUGGCAGCAGCAGGGAGUGAAAUAUACCGCCUCAAUCUCAGCCAGGGUAGAUUCCUGAACUCCCUGCAGACCAAUAGCUCAGGAAUUAACAAGUGCGAGUUCAACAAAGUUCAUUACCUGUUGGCAUGCGGCACAGAAGAUGGUCGCAUCGAGGCCUGGGAUCCACGUUCAAGGCAUAGAGUUGGGCUCUUAGACUGUGCCGUGCACAUGGACACAGAGUUCAUGUCGGAUAGCGACUUAAACACUGCAAAUCGGUUUGGCAUAACAGCACUGGCCUACAAUGAUGCCUUGACCUUAGGGAUUGGCACCCAGACUGGGCAGGUUCUCCUGUAUGACAUUCGGUCGGACAAACCCCUGCUCGUUAAGGACCACAAUGAUGGCCUUCCUGUUAAAGAUCUUGAGUUUCACAAUUCAUCCGGGAAGGUUGUGUCUAUGUCGUCCAAGAUUGUCAAGAUAUGGGACAAGGAAACGGGAGCUCCUCACACCAGUAUUGAAUCUGAGGUGGACUUCAACGACCUCUGCCUUGUUCCAAAUUCAGGGAUGUUGUUCUUGGCCACCGAAGACGUGAAAUUGCAAACCUACUUUUUGCCGUCGUUAGGUACAGCUCCAAGAUGGUGUCCUCACCUUGAUGCCCUUAUUGAGGAGCUGGAGGAAGAGGAAGCCCCGUCACAGUACGAUGAUUACAAGUUCGUUACAGAGGAAGAGCUGAAGCGAAUUGGUCUUGAAAAUCUCAUUGGUACGGAUAUACUGCGUGCAGUCAUGCAUGGUUACUACAUCGAUUCACGGCUGUACAACAAAGCCAAGAUGAUUGCUAAUCCGUUUGACUAUGAUGACUUCCUGAAACGUAAAGUCAAGCAGAAAAUUACAGAGCAGAAUCAACGAGGAAUACAGACCAAGAAACUGCCGAAGGUCAACCGUGAUCUGUUCGAGCGGUUAACUGAGGAACAGCAAAAUGAAGGGUCCAAGAAGAUGACUUCUGCUGACGAGCUAUUGAAGGACGAUCGUUUCGGUGCACUGUUUACCAGUGAAGAAUUCCAGAUCGAGAAAAAUUCAGCAGAGUUUAAGCUGUUUAAUCCAGCCAUCGGCAGAAUGGACAAGAAAAGGUUGAAGGCUAAAGCAGAGGAAGAGUUAGAAGAGCAAGAAUUUAUGAAAGCUCGCGAGGAAAUGCUGCAGGGUGAGAGCUCAGACUCUGACUCCAUUGUCUCAGACGACAAUGAUGAGAGGAAGGUCAAACCCAUAGAGAUAAGAAAUUCAAAGAAGCAAAGGGAAAGAUAUCAGAAGAAGAAGGUCAAUAAGCCUCCUGCUAAAGAGGAUGAAAAGAAGAAAACAGAAGGCAAGGACUUGAGUUUCACCGCAGCUGACUCUCUGGCGGACCUGAAAGCCAGCAAAAAGAAAUUGAGCAAGAUGACCCUAGCUGACCGUCUGGAAAUGGAAGGCGACAACCAAGAAAGCAUCAAGCAGCUUACCUUUGGCAGUCGGGAAAUGAGCUACGUAGUUAAGAAGGAACCUAAGUUUGAGCGAUUACGACAGCAGCAGAGAGAACAUCAAGCAGAGAGAAGGAAGGUUCGACGUUCAACCGCAAACCUGAAGGGGAAGUUCAGAACUAAAGAUUGAGUGCUAUAUAUGGAUAGACUAAUUUACAUUUAGUAAUUAUAUAUUUUGUUUCAAGUAAAAGUAAAAUAUUUAUAUGAAUUGCAAGGGAGGGAUAUUUUUGCUGUGUGUGGGAGAUAUAAACAUUGUUAAUUUUUAUAUACCGUAUAUAAUUGUUUCAAGUUCUUUAUUCUUCAAGUGUGAUUUUUAGUUUACCUUCAUCAGUCUAUUUUUGCAAUCUGUGCUCGGAUGGAUGAUACUUUUU